AUGUGUUCCGAAGGAUAUAUCGAAUUGCAAAUCGAAAUAGGUUCAAUCCCAACAACAGCAAAAUUAUGGGUUUUAGAAAACUUAUGCACUGGAAUCAUAUUAGGGCUCGAUUGGUUGGCGGCUGGUCUUCACAAAGCUAGUAUCGACUUCGAUACAAAUUUACUCUCUAUAUCUUUUAAUGAAAAAAAAUCAUCCAUACCUCUUUUAGAAAUCAAUAUGAAUCAACAUCAUUUUAUUCGCAUAUGCGAUGCAUUUACAUUGAGUCCAAUGGAAGAAAAAAAUAUUGAAGUUAAAAUUUCUAAUCUACCUAAUUGUGACACAGCACAAUUUAUUCCAACAGCUCAUUUUUGUGUACUCAAAAAAAAUACUCCAAUUGGAACUAUUGAAAUUGAAUCACCUUAUUCAAAUUGUUUUUCUAUUUCACCAUUAACAUCCACAUCUUUAUUAUCACAACAAUCCACAGAUAAUGAUGAAGAUGUACCGAAGUCCAUUCAAGUGAAAAAUACGAUUGAUGAAAUGACAUAUCAUCUUAAUCAACAGCAAAAACAAUUAAUUACCACCUAUUCUUUACCAACAUAA
Messenger RNA from Rotaria socialis, 579 nucleotides. NCBI's taxonomy places the organism in Eukaryota, Metazoa, Rotifera, Eurotatoria, Philodinida, Philodinidae. The record is from the annotation of a GenBank genome assembly.